This is a messenger RNA of Carlito syrichta (Philippine tarsier), 1719 nucleotides long. RefSeq names its product thyroid hormone receptor interactor 6 (gene TRIP6). The record is from RefSeq and is a predicted model, not a curated record. Lineage: Eukaryota; Metazoa; Chordata; Mammalia; Primates; Tarsiidae. Gene Ontology annotation, biological process: positive regulation of non-canonical NF-kappaB signal transduction. Bases 159 to 1586 code for a protein of 475 amino acids. The transcript is spliced from 9 exons.
ACCGGGGGCGUGGCCACCCCCAAAAUUGGGGAGGAAGGGCAAAAAAAGCCAGAAAAAGUUUCUUUCCUGGAGUCCCAGGCGAGGUGUGGGGCAGGAAAGGGGGCACGGCCAGAGGCCAGGGCCCCGUGACUGCUGGCUGGAGUCCCCCGUCCCAGGCCAUGUCGGGGCCCACCUGGCUCCCCCCGAAGCAGCCUGAGCCCGCCAGAGCUCCCCAGGGGAGAGCACUCCCCCGAGGCGCCCCCGGGCCGCCGCCAGCCCACGGAGCAGCGCUCCAGCCCCACCCCAGGGUCAACUUUUGCCCCCUCCCAUCUGAGCAGUGUUACCAGGCUCCCCCGGAGGAGCGGGGGCCGGCUUGGGUGGGGUCCCAUGGAGCACCCCAGCGCUCUCAGGGGCUCCCCCCAGACAGGGGGUGCCUGCGCCCAGGAAGUCUGGAUGCUGAGAUAGACUCACUGACCUGCAUGCUGGCGGAGCUGAACGGGGCCCGGGGCCACGCCCCACGGCGGCCAGACCGACAGGCUUUUGAGCCUCCUCAGCCUCCCGCCUACCGCGCUGGCUCCUUGAAGCCGAACAUAGGCGGCCAUCCAUCCCCACCGAUCCCAGCACCCCCCUAUGGUGGCCCCACGCCGGCCUCCUAUGCCACCGCCAGCACCCCGGCUGGCCCAGCCUUCCCUGUGCAAGUGAAGGUGGCACAACCAGUGAGAGGCUGCGGCCCGCCCAGGCGGGGGGCCUCUCAGGCCUCCGGGCCCCUUCAGGGCCCCCACUUUCCUCUCCCAGGCCGAGGUGAAGCCUGGGGGGCUGGCUACAGGAGCCAGCGAGAGCCAGGGGCGAAGGAGGAGGUUGCUGGGGCCUCUGGCCCUGCAGGAGGACGAGGAGGCGGGCACGGGCACCAGGUCCCCCUGAACCAGCCCCCCGAGGAGGAGCUGGAGAGGCUGACCAAGAAGCUGGUGCAUGACAUGAACCACCCGCCCAGCGGGGAGUACUUUGGCCGGUGUGGUGGCUGCGGAGAAGAUGUGGUCGGGGAUGGGGCUGGGGUUGUGGCCCUUGACCGCGUCUUCCACGUCGGCUGCUUUGUGUGUUCUACAUGCCGGGCCCAGCUUCGGGGCCAGCAUUUCUACGCUGUGGAGAGGAGAGCGUAUUGCGAGGGCUGCUACGUGGCCACCCUGGAGAAAUGUGCCACGUGCUCCCAACCUAUCCUGGACCGGAUCCUGCGGGCUAUGGGGAAAGCCUAUCACCCUGGCUGUUUCACCUGUGUGGUAUGUCACCGUGGCCUUGAUGGUAUCCCCUUCACAGUGGAUGCCACCAGCCAGAUCCACUGCAUUGAGGACUUCCACAGGAAGUUUGCUCCACGAUGCUCAGUGUGCGGUGGGGCCAUCAUGCCUGAGCCAGGUCAGGAGGAGACCGUGAGAAUUGUGGCUCUGGAUCGCAGUUUUCACAUUGGCUGUUACAAGUGUGAGGAAUGUGGGCUGCUGCUCUCUUCUGAGGGUGAGUGUCAGGGCUGCUACCCGCUGGAUGGGCACAUCUUGUGCAAGGCCUGCAGCGCCUGGCGCAUCCAGGAGCUCUCCGCCACUGUCACCACUGACUGCUGAGCCUUCCUAGAAGCAACUGCUGGGCUCUCGUUCCCGUCGAUCACCCUCCCCGAUGUCUGCCUUUACAACGUUGCCACCAAGUGCUGUCUUCUUUUUCUCCAAUCAUGAAAUAAUAAUCCCUCAAAGAGUUUAC